This is a messenger RNA of Betta splendens (Siamese fighting fish), 2071 nucleotides long. RefSeq names its product 2-hydroxyacyl-CoA lyase 1 (gene hacl1). Gene Ontology annotation, molecular function: magnesium ion binding; catalytic activity; thiamine pyrophosphate binding. The transcript has 17 exons. Gene Ontology annotation, biological process: fatty acid alpha-oxidation. Lineage: Eukaryota; Metazoa; Chordata; Actinopteri; Anabantiformes; Osphronemidae. Gene Ontology annotation, cellular component: peroxisome. Bases 131 to 1837 code for a protein of 568 amino acids. The record is from RefSeq and is a predicted model, not a curated record.
AGAAACGGGGCGGUUUCAUAGGAUGGUAGCAAACACUAAGCGAUAGCCGCUCGUAGUUGGUUGCGACAUUGUAUAACUGUUAGUUUCUCUGCAGGUUCGCGAUACUGCAAAACACAGUUUCCGACGAGUCAUGGGCGAAGUGACGGGAGCUCAGUUGAUUGCUGAGUCUUUAAAGGCUCAGCAGGUGCAGUACUUGUUCGGCAUAGUGGGUGUUCCCGUCAUUGAGGUGGCCAUGGCUGCUCAGGCCGAAGGGAUCAAAUAUGUGGGAAUGCGCAACGAGCAAGCGGCGUGUUAUGCAGCAUCUGCCGUCGGAUACCUCACGGGCAGACCGGCUGCCUGCCUGGUGGUGUCUGGGCCCGGACUCAUCCACGCCCUCGGUGGAAUGGCCAAUGCCAACGCCAACUGCUGGCCGGUGGUCGUUCUGGGCGGCUCCUCAGACAGAAACCAAGAAACCGCAGGAGCGUUUCAGGAGUUUCCUCAGGUGGAAGCAUGCCGCCUGUACAGCAAGUUCUCUGCAAGGCCCAGCAGCUUGGAAGCCAUCCCUUCUGUGAUUGAGAAGGCGGUUCGCACCAGCAUGUACGGGCGCCCAGGUGCUUGUUAUGUGGACAUAGCCGGGGACAUGGUGAAUGCAAAAGUGGACAGGAGCAAAGUCAGACUUGUGUCCUGUUGUCCCCCACCACCGGUGAGCUUGGCGAACAAUAGUGACGUCACCAAAGCCAUCUCAGUGUUGAAAGCAGCUAAAAGACCCUUAGUCGUCAUUGGCAAAGGUGCAGCCUAUGGUCGAGCAGAAGUUGCCCUUAGGAAGUUUGUGGAAAGAAGCGGCUUGCCGUUCCUGCCCACGCCCAUGGGCAAGGGAGUGCUGCCCGAUGACCACCCCAACUGUGUGGCUGCUGCACGCUCCAGAGCGCUUCUCCAGGCUGAUGUCCUGCUUUUACUUGGAGCCAGACUCAAUUGGAUUCUGCAUUUUGGUCUUCCACCUAGAUUUCACCCCGAUGUUAAAGUCAUUCAGGUCGACCUUUGUGCUGAGGAGAUGGGGAAUAAUGUGAGGCCUGCUGUUGCUCUCCUGGGAGACGUCAAUGCUAUUGUCACUCAGCUGCUGGACGGCGUCCAUAGAGACGGCUGGAAAUAUCUCCCUGACACAGAGUGGUGGAGCACACUGAAGGACAAGAUCAAUGCUAAUGCAAAAAUAUCUAAGUCACUGGCUCUGCAGUCAAAGUUGCCAAUGAACUACUACACAGUGUUUCACCACGUGUCCCAGCUGCUGCCCCAUGACUGCAUCAUUAUCAGCGAGGGUGCGAACACCAUGGACAUAGGACGCACUAUGCUGAACAACUACCUACCUCGACACAGGUUGGACGCUGGAACGUUUGGAACGAUGGGAGUAGGCCUCGGUUUUGCCAUAGCAGCAGCUGUGAUGGAGAGGAGCGAGAACAAAGGCCGGCGGGUUGUCUGUGUGGAGGGAGACAGUGCCUUUGGCUUUUCUGGCAUGGAGGUGGAAACCAUGUGCAGGUACAAUCUCCCUGUGGUCAUCAUCGUGGUCAAUAACAAUGGCAUAUACAGCGGUGUGGAUCCAGAGACUUGGAAAGAAAUGGCAAAAAUGGGAGACUUGACCUCCAUAGCUCCUCCUGUGACCCUCCUACCUGAGGCACGCUACGAUAAGAUCAUGGAAGCGCUGGGCGGCCGAGGCUUUCUGGUGAGGACCGUUGAGGAGCUGCACAGCGCCUUACGUCUGAGCUUGAGUGACUGGGACCGACCAAGUCUGCUGAAUGUGCUGAUUGACCCCUCCUCCGACAGAAAGCAGCAGGAGUUUCCUUGGCUCACACGCUCGAACUUGUAGAGAUGAACAUUUCAUCCUUUGUCCAGAACGCUAUCGGAGCUCCAGGAACAUUUUCUUCACAAAACUGGAAAAUAUAACUGUGUUUUCCACAAAAUGAAUGAUACACUUUUUAAAUAAUUGUUAAUAGACAUCAAUAUUAAAUUUAUUACCUCAAUUGAAACAUGUUUGCACAUACUGUGAUAAUGCAAAGGCAUUUUUCUUAUAACAAAUCAGUAAACUAAUAUUUUCAUAAUC